This is a messenger RNA of Penicillium waksmanii, 420 nucleotides long. Its product is annotated as cytochrome P450 oxidoreductase. The transcript is spliced from 2 exons. The record is from RefSeq and is a predicted model, not a curated record. Lineage: Eukaryota; Fungi; Ascomycota; Eurotiomycetes; Eurotiales; Aspergillaceae. Gene Ontology annotation, molecular function: monooxygenase activity; iron ion binding; heme binding. Bases 1 to 420 code for a protein of 139 amino acids.
AUGUCAACUACAACACACCUUGUCAUACUUGCCGUGAGCGCGGCCAUUUUCACGGUUCUGAAAAGGCUUUUCUCUCGCAAAAGUCUCCCGGACCUGCCUCCUGGGCCGAAAGGCUGGCCUCUCAUUGGAAAUCAUCUGGACUUAUGCCCCGAUGGUCAACACCCUGGAAAGUUCUACCAAAAGCAUAGGGCUAUUUAUGGUAAAGUAGAUUGCCUAUUUAUUGACCUGUACGGCCCUCUAAGCCGUCUGACGGUAUUUGGUCAGCCUCUGAUCAUAGUGAAUGAUCGCGAAACUGCAGCCCAGCUUUUCGAGAAAUCUGCUAAGCACUCGUCUAAACCAGACUCUGUUUUUGCCGAUGAACUGUACGAGCGACUUUCAUCUAUUCUCGAUUUUCCAUUCCAUUCUCGUCGUAUUCAGUAG